Molecule: messenger RNA, 2020 nt
Organism: Carassius auratus (goldfish)
Lineage: Eukaryota; Metazoa; Chordata; Actinopteri; Cypriniformes; Cyprinidae
Product: transcription factor IIIB 90 kDa subunit-like
Exons: 3
Coding region: 1-306 (101 amino acids)
Source: RefSeq, a predicted model, not a curated record
AUGAUCUUUUCUAUAUGUCUUUUCCCUGUCUCUCUUUCUGUCUUGCUGUCUCCAAGGUUACAGCCCCUAGUGUGUGCGCAGCCCUCUAAGAAGCUGGCCCUCGAUCAGAAAGGGUUUGGCGCCCCAGUGGCCAUUCCUGCUGCCCCGUCCCAGAAUGCUGUAGUUGUGGAGAGCGGACCGGUGGCGUACGAAGAGCCUGCAGAAGAAGAAGAGGAGGAUGAGGAGGAAGAACACUGUGUCAGUGCCAUGCAGUUAAUGGGCGGCACUGAUUAUGGCUGUGAAGUGGAUGAUGAUGAUGGCUUCUGAAUCCAGAGUGGCUUUGGGAGCACCAGUGGAGAGGACUCUUAACGCUUAACCUGCUGUUUAUACUGACCCCAAAACACGCAUACAACCUCCAUCUCAUUACCUCUAGUGUCCGUGCAUGUUUGCAAGAUGAGAAAAAAAGUGAACUUUACACACUACAGAGGAUGGAAUACUACAGCUAAACAAGAUCAAAGAUCCCACAUUCUUGCUUUUUCAUAGGUGUGUGUUCUGAGCUCGUAUGCUCAAAGUAACUUAAACACCAUUUAAAAUCACAGCACACAAACAAGAAAAUGAGUAAAUGGAUGUGUGUGUGGUGAUUGAGAGUGAUGAUUCUCUCUCUGGAGUGUGUAAGCCUGCUAGCUAACUGCAUUACUGUGUGUUUUAGGCUAAUGAUGACAUAUGAUCUUGCGCAUCUAAAGCGAUUAGCCCACACGAGGCUCAGGACUCUGUGCGGACAAAUGUGUGCAUGUACACGUGCCUUUAAAUAUUGCAGUAUACAGCCCUAAAAAUUGUGUUAUGAUUUUCAGAGCCAAAGUGUUAUUCUUUAAACCAAAUGCAGCUUUAUGUGUUCAGUAUUCAGUUAGAAUAGAUUAGAAGUGUAAAAUAUGAUUAGUAACAGUGUUAAAUUUAGUUUUGCUGCUUGGCUGGCUUUAUAGUGCCUUUAUUAUUAUUAUUAUUAUUAUUAUUAUUAUAAAAUUAUCUACUGGUCUGGUGGAUUUUCCAGUUGGGCUAUUUUUUUUUCUUCUUUUUUUUUUCUCAGUAUAAUGUUUAAAUGGUAAAGUACUCUAAUUAGAAUAUAAUUAUUUUUACAUUUGAUGGUUGCUGUUUUCCUUGUUUAAUAUGGAGACGUGGAUAUCAAACCAAAUGAAAAUACUUGAAAAAUUUGCUCCAGAUAAAUGCUGUAAAAGUGUCAUUGGCUUGAUCAUAUUAUUACUGUUAAAUAUUUUUAACAUUUACAAAAAUGCUUUAUAUAGUUUUUUUUUUUUUUAAGAAAAAUGUUUACAGUGUUUGAUUGUUUUGAAAUAGAUUGAUCGUUUAAUAUUGGUCUGUUAAUGAGGAAGAAAACAGUGUUAUAAUUGUACUACUUCUUAAUUCUCAGUAUGGUUAGUGCUCUUUGAGAACAUUUCACUUAAUUUAUAGUUUGUUCUCUCCCAGACCAAAAGAUAUGAGUGAACUAUUUUUUUUUUCCUUCUGUUAGAAAAGUAUUUAAAAGGGUCUCUUCUAUCAGUCAUGCCACGACACACACAACAGAUAUUACUGAUGCAAAACCAAAUCAUUCCAAAUCUGAUCAAUAAAAGUACAGGUUACAGGGUAACCAUCUAUAAAUGUAAAAAAUAUAAAGUAUAAAAAUACUGACUUUAGCUGGGAUUGUUUAGAUCAAGCUGAACCGCAACCUUGAUCUGUUCUGAUUAAAACAUAAACCAAACCUCUGUAUUGGCAUCGACACUUGAAAAAUACUUGAUGUCUUGGUGAAUUCUUGCAUGUAUAAUACAAAUCUUUAGUAUGCAAUUCAUCAGGAUUUUAAAAACUGGAAAAAUUUAUAGUUUUAUUUUGGUCUUAAAAUUUAAUCGUCUUGUUUUUAUACCAUUAGAGCUAGUUUCAUUAGAGUCGAUUGAUUUGGUCUUGAAACAGUAAUAGUGACAAUAAAACACUCAAAUUGUUUUCUGUAAACCUAAACAGUAUUAUGGGCAAAGAAAUAAAGAAUAAUAAUGCAUGA